AUGUCUGAUAUAGUCAACGAGACUUGGCAAGAAUACCAUAAGCAACUUCAGCUUCACCCUCUUAGAACCAAGGCAAUUACAGCAAGUGCCUUAGUUGGGCUCAAUUAUGCAAUAGCCGAGAAGACCUCUGGGGUCAAGAAGCUUCAAUUGAGAAGAUUGCUUCUUAUGAUGCUAUAUGGAUUUGCAUACGCAGGACCAUUUGGACACUUCCUCCACAAAUUAAUGGAAAUUAUAUUCGACGGAAAGCAGGACAAUAAAACUGUUGAUAAAAGGGUGUUGCUUGAACAACUAACAAUUUCUCCUUGGAACAACUUCAUUUUCAUGAUGUACUAUGGCUUAGUUGUUGAAGGAAGGCCAUGGAGUUUAGUGAAAAGUAAUUUAAGAAAGUACUACCCAUCUGUUCAGCUGGCCACGUGGAAGUUUUGGCCAAUUAUUGGUCGGGUGAAUUAUCAAUACAUACCAUUGCAAUUCCGAGUUAUUUUUCAAAUCUUGGUUGGCCAAUGCUGGUCUAUCUUUUUAAAUCUGAACGCAAGAUCCAAAGCAGUCAAGAAGGCGUAG
This is a messenger RNA of Morus notabilis, 558 nucleotides long. RefSeq names its product peroxisomal membrane protein PMP22. The transcript has 7 exons. Gene Ontology annotation, cellular component: cytoplasm; membrane. The record is from RefSeq and is a predicted model, not a curated record. NCBI's taxonomy places the organism in Eukaryota, Viridiplantae, Streptophyta, Magnoliopsida, Rosales, Moraceae. Bases 1 to 558 code for a protein of 185 amino acids.